Thyridium curvatum is the source of this 1236-nucleotide messenger RNA. RefSeq lists its product as uncharacterized. The record is from RefSeq and is a predicted model, not a curated record. Gene Ontology annotation, biological process: autophagosome assembly. NCBI's taxonomy places the organism in Eukaryota, Fungi, Ascomycota, Sordariomycetes, Thyridiales, Thyridiaceae. Gene Ontology annotation, cellular component: phagophore assembly site. The transcript has 4 exons. The coding region runs from base 1 to 1236 and encodes 411 amino acids.
AUGGAUCCGGAGCCGGCUUUUACGGUGUUUAUCCGCCUCCCCUUCCCGCGGGGAGACUUUGUCGAUCCUCCUCCGGUGAACUGGGACGCCUCAAAGGACGACGCUUUGUGGAACACAUUGUCUGGGGCUGCCCAAACAGACAUCAACUGGAGCGAGCUGGCCUCAAGGUUCCAAGUCACCGUUGACUUCCUCGUCCAACAGGCAACGUACCUCACCGAGCGCCAUGCCUCGCAAGUCCGCGCCCAGAUGCGGCGAGCCACGGCCGCCAAGGGCUCGACCUCGUCCGCCGCACACUCGCCGAACCCGGGCUCCGACUCGGGGACCGUCGCGUCGGAGGCCAUGAGGCGCACGGGCUCGGGUGGCGGCGGGCGAGCGCCAUCCUCUCUGUCCGUCCGGCGGGACUCCCCGCUGCCAAAGAGCGACUUGACCGUCGCCGGAACCGGAUCCACGGGGAGCAAAUCGAGCUUCGCCCGGCCUCAGGUGUCUAGGAACUCGUCGACGAAUACCAUGACGCAGAGGGUCGCCAGCGGCUCGUCCCCGAGGCCGGACAGGGCUUCCGUAGGACCGAACUCGCCACGGACAGAUACCCACAGGCGCCGACUCUCGUCAUUGCCUAUCACGACGACGGCCGGGGAAGCGUCGGGCCCGAUGUCGCCGGGACCGGCGGACUCGGACUCGGGCGAAGAGUCGUCCUCUUCGUCGAGCGUCGCGGAGUCGCGCAUCAUCCGACGCCCGCCUCGCUAUCAACCCCACCAGGAUGAGGGCGCCUCGCCCGGACUUGGAGAUGACGAAGCCGAGCCUGCUUUCCUGCCACCGUCCGCGCACGCCGGCGGGAGCUACCAAGACCCGGGAGCCACACUAAAAGGGGAACCUCACAGCGUACGGAGCCGCAAGGAUCCCACCCAUGAACGGGUCCACCAGUCUCAGACCUCGGACUCCUCAUCCAGCUCGGCAGCGCCGGCACCGGCGCGCAAGAGCGGCACCGCCGGGCCGAGUGGGCCGCUUUCACCCCGUCGCACUGCGGAGCUGUCAGGACGCAGCCCGGCUGCUAAGGGCAAGGGCGUGUCUCGCGAUGGCAGCGACGGGACGCCGAGCAUGGGCAGCAGUUUCAGUGAUCUAGAUGGCGAGUGGUUUCUAACAUUUUCUUCGUGCAAGAAGGCCCCGGAAGCUAAUAUUGUACAACAGAUGCCUCGGUCACACAGUCGGCGCUCGAGGAAGCGCUCGCGAGCAACAUGA